This is a messenger RNA of Aureobasidium namibiae CBS 147.97, 435 nucleotides long. RefSeq lists its product as uncharacterized. The transcript has 2 exons. Lineage: Eukaryota; Fungi; Ascomycota; Dothideomycetes; Dothideales; Saccotheciaceae. The coding region runs from base 1 to 435 and encodes 144 amino acids. The record is from RefSeq and is a predicted model, not a curated record.
AUGCAUUUCACAAAGACCAUCGCAGCAGCUUUUGCUUUGACAGCGGCUGUAUCAGCAUUGCCGCUGCAGAAAAGACAGGAUAAUGCAGCAAUCGGCAACCCAAACAGUGUGUUUCUCCUUCGCCAUCCCUUCUACCCAUUGCCAACCGCAUCGCUCGUAGCGAUUGCCACUUACCUUCUUCCCUCCUCUCUGUACCUCGAUCAAGACAUGGAAAUCAAGCUGACGCAUAUCUCAGAUAUCCUGGAUGACCUCCUAACAAACAUCCAAGGAGGACUCCGCGGCGGUUUGGACUUCCUCUCCAUCCCCAGUGGCAGUGGAGCUAAGAAGGCAAAACGUGCCGACUCUGGAGCUGCCAAUCCAUUAGUUGAUCUGGGAGAGAAUGUCGAGGGUGGAGUCGAGGGAUUCUUGGAUUUCCUGGGUACUUCUUCUGAUUGA